AACAUUUAUGGAAAAUAAACGGUCCCUGAACACUUCUUACCGGAAGUUAUACCAACGUGCUUGAAUCGUGUUUUGUUUGUGCUAAUUCACGGGAAGGCGUUGCAUAUUUUGCGCAGUCACAUCAUGGCAUCUGCAUUAGAGAGCUAUGUUAAUAAAACAGUGUCAGUGGUGACAGCUGAUGGUCGGAUCAUUGUGGGAACUCUUAAAGGUUUUGACCAGACUAUCAACCUGAUUCUGGACGAGAGUCACGAGCGUGUAUUCAGCAUGUCACAGGGCAUGGAGCAGGUUGUCCUUGGCCUCUAUAUCGUCAGGGGAGAUAAUGUAGCUGUGAUUGGUGAAAUUGAUGAUGACACCGAUUCUGCGAUGGACUUCAACAACAUCAAAGCCGAGCCCCUUAACUCCGUGGUUCACUGACCCAGUGGCGCUGAAACCUGUGCCUGCGUUAGCUGACCGAUGGACGUGAGACUCAGGAUGUGUCAUGAACAGAAUGAACAGUUUGGCCAUGUUCUACAGACUGUGUGAUGCCUGGUAUCACCUCCUGUCCAUCUGUACUGAGUCUCGGCGGACACCUCUGGACAAGAGGCAGUGCUCCAUCAGCAACGGCUGCAUAAUGGAAGUGGAACAUUUUAAGAAUGAGAGCAACUUAUUUUAAUGCUGUCGUGAUUAACAUAAUUUUAUUUGUGUAAAAAUGAUCUACCUGUCAAACAAGGUACAAUAUGAAAUGGAUAAUAAUAACAUGUUAUUGACUGAAAUAGGAUCUAAUUAACGUGAAAGUGAGGAAAUGUCUGAGAAGGAUGUACAUUCCAUGUCGUAGGUGGUCUUGUUGACCUCAUUUUUAUAGGGACCUGAUGCAGUGCUUCAGAUUGUUUUGGAUGCUCACUGGCCAAGUGGCUCUUCUGUCUGUCGAAACAACGGGUCAGGAAUCAGAAAUAUAGGGCCAGGGGAUCCAUAUUGUUUGGAAAUGAUCGGCACAAGUACUAUUUUUCACUUAGUCCAUUUGAACCACUGGUCUGUGCAGAGUUGCGUCCCUUACUCAUGCCAGAAACCUAUGAUGAUGGGUUCAAAUCCUAAAUAUGCAGUGAUGAUGUUUCUAGGUUUGUCAGCACUAUACCUAAGACCUGCAUCACUUUGGGUUUUCCGCCCACGCCAAGCUGACAUGACUGAUAUAACUGACAUACUGUUCAAAACAGCGUUAGCCUCAACACACUCACUGAAGAAGAGCUGUUUAACUACUGUGGCAUCUGAGGAACGUGGUCAGUAUUGAAAGAUGUUUCCGUACAAGUACUACUUACAAAGAUCAUGACGCCUCACCACUGCUCACUGUGUCCGGUUCUUGUUACUUCAUAUAUUGUGAAUAUACAAUUGAACAGAUUUAAUAAUCAUUUUAUGUCUUUGCUGAAAGCGAUAUGAGAGAAUAUCAACAAGAAGGGUCUUCCAAAAUCAGACCAUUCAUUUUAACAAUCUCAUUAAAAUCAGACCUUAGUUCUUGCUAACGCUAAACAAAGAUCUGAAGACAUCCCAUUAGGGGUCACGUCAGAACGACCUUUCAUCCAACCAAUGAGAGCGUCGCUUACCAGAUCAUGAAAGUGACAGUCGGAAUGUGAUUUCUAAUCAUACAACCUCGAAAACGUUAACACAGGGUAUUCCGAACGAUAGUUACAGGUUUAAUGACUGAAUCCAUUCAAUCUAGACCAUCCAUUAGCCAUUCCAGAAUGUUCUUUUGUUAAGGUUUCAAAAUUUGUAAUCGAGAAUUUGUCAAAAUAUGUUUCGAAGCGUG
Haliotis rufescens (red abalone) is the source of this 1777-nucleotide messenger RNA. RefSeq names its product U6 snRNA-associated Sm-like protein LSm8. The record is from RefSeq and is a predicted model, not a curated record. Bases 124 to 414 code for a protein of 96 amino acids. Gene Ontology annotation, biological process: mRNA splicing, via spliceosome. The transcript is spliced from 4 exons. Lineage: Eukaryota; Metazoa; Mollusca; Gastropoda; Lepetellida; Haliotidae. Gene Ontology annotation, molecular function: RNA binding. Gene Ontology annotation, cellular component: precatalytic spliceosome; U6 snRNP; U4/U6 x U5 tri-snRNP complex.